Messenger RNA from Osmia bicornis bicornis, 2022 nucleotides. RefSeq lists its product as uncharacterized. The record is from RefSeq and is a predicted model, not a curated record. Lineage: Eukaryota; Metazoa; Arthropoda; Insecta; Hymenoptera; Megachilidae. Bases 329 to 1066 code for a protein of 245 amino acids. The transcript is spliced from 6 exons.
UCUACCACCAGGGGUUACGCUCCUACCUCCUGGACGAAAUAAACUUGCGAUUUACGCGUCGAAAGUACACUGGUUCACGAAGAAAAAAAACAGAAAAAUUAUUCGAAUUUCGUGUUACUGUGUAAUUUCGAGCAUACUUGACCAAGAGGGAUAAUAUUUCUUCUUCAAGAUCCUUCGAUUUCGUAUGAUACCAUUUCUCUCGACAAUCAAAUCUUUCGCUUUCAGCCAAGCGAGAAACAGUGAAAGUUAUUGAUUCUCAUUGUGAGCUACGUUUUAGUAAUAUUCCGUGCUCCUUUUUCUGCCAGUUUCAGGAAGAAUAUUUAACAAAAUGAAAGUGGGACUGUUAAAAAAUUUUUUACACUAUUUCAACUUGAAACAAGGCACAGUGUUAAUAGCUGUGUUUCAAUUGUUUACAUCAGGCUUCAGUAUGAUAUUUUUCGUGCUCGCACUGGCACAUGCAAUGGGAAUUCAAGAAAUGGUGGUAAGAGAUACAGAAGAUGCUCUGGAGAGAGAAGCUUUAGAAGACAUAUCCUCUAACCACCUUAAUACUAGGAAAAUGGAUAUGGCUCAUCACAAUGCAACUGGUGCUUGUAAAAUUAUAGCCAGUCAGCCAAUCCUGCGAAUAGCAGAUUCUGUCCAAUUCCUGUUAGAAGAAACGGUUUACUCGAUGUAUUGCGGACUGGUCAUCACGGUGAUACAUUUUAUCUCCACUAUAUUGCUUCUCUACGGUGCGCUAACGAAUAAUCGUCACUUCAUGGCGCCUUGGAUGAUGGUCAUGAUGACUAUAAUAUCAGCGUUGACAAUUUCCUUGUUCCUGGUUGAACAAGACUGCCCCUUUAUCGCUACCCUUGGUGGUAAAGCAGAUAUUUGUGAACGUAUGAUCGUUUUGUUUCUCGUAAUUACCAGCUCUUACGUGUGGUUUGUCGUGUACAGCACUUACAAGAGUCUCGAGACGAAGAAAGGAUUAACUCACAUUCUUCACGGCGUAAAGAAAAAGCCUGUAGUUCCGGUCGUACAAAAACCGAAAGCCGCUCCGGCACAAGCAAACAAACCGUACGAGGUUUAAAGAUAUUACAAAAAUUUAUUGAAGUAGCUACAGAAAAUCGAUUUUAUUCGUUACAAUAAAUGUGAAAUCGCAUUUGAUUACAAAACUCUCGGUACUGAGAGAUAACUUUCAAAUGACAGUGUUUUUUAAACAAAUUACGAAAUUUCAAAUGGAAGGAACGUACAAUUUAAUGGUCAUACGAAUGGUUAUGAAAUUUAAACGAAUUCGAGCACAUCAUCUUUGUCCAGAAAAGAAAAAUUAACAAUUUAACGACAAAGAAAAUGUGGGAUAUUUAUGUUGGAAAAACACUGUACAUUAUCGUAUACAUGACACGACGAAGACGUUUAUUUCACGAAGCUCAAAAGUGAUCUGCAGUACAAAAAGCUUGCUUCAUAUUAUUACAUGUAUUAUAUCUUGCUCAUGCGUUACAAUUGAUAUUUGAACAACUCGCGUUACUUUGAAAUUACAUUCAAAAUACAUUUCGAAGAACGCACAGAAGUUUAAACAUUGUUCUGAAAUUUUCUAAUAAUAAAAUUGCAUAUCGAAAAAGCGGCGACGCAUAUAUCGUAAUAUAUUUUUCAUUUUAAUUAUUGCCAUCAUACACAAAGUUUGUUUAAAUUGAUAACGACGUUUCAUUCAAGGUUUAAGUUUACACCUGAUGAUAUUCUCUCCUUAUGUAAGACUGAUUUUAAUUGCUAGAGUUGCGUAAGAUUAUGAUUCGAAAUAACAAAGAAGAAGACAAAAUACAUCGCUUGUAUCUGAUCAUCGAUAUUUUAUUAUAAACAACAUACAGAGUUUCGUCUCAUAUUCAGUUUUAUUUUAAAACUCGAUGUCAAGUUCUUAAUGAUACUACAAUAACGUUGAUAUUUUCUGGUAAUAUUUCAAUAUUAACAAGUGAAUGUAGUUAUUUCUUGUGUAUAUGUAUAUUAAAUGUAUGGAGAUCAUAAAAAUAAAGAUUACAAAACUCUAUUACGUUA